Molecule: messenger RNA, 1105 nt
Organism: Ananas comosus (pineapple)
Lineage: Eukaryota; Viridiplantae; Streptophyta; Magnoliopsida; Poales; Bromeliaceae
Product: ribosomal RNA small subunit methyltransferase G
Exons: 7
Coding region: 35-892 (285 amino acids)
Biological process (GO): rRNA processing
Cellular component (GO): cytoplasm; cytosol
Molecular function (GO): rRNA (guanine-N7-)-methyltransferase activity
Source: RefSeq, a predicted model, not a curated record
GGAGCCCCGAGCCCUGUUCCUGGGUAGUACGGGCAUGGCCGUUCUAUGCAGCCGCACUCUCCUUCCCACCCUCACCCUCUCCUCCCCCCACCCCCGCCGCCGCCGCCUCCUUAAAGCCCUCCACUUCACCCUCACCACCACCACCACCUGCAAAGCUUCCUCUCUCUCAUCCCCCACUCCCACCUACGAAGCCCUCUCCCCCCACCAAAAGAACCAAAUCUCCCUCUUCGUCGACGCCCUUCUCCAACGGAAUCAGAGGAUGAAUUUAACGGCGGUGACGGCGGAGAGCGAGGUGAUGACGAGGCACGUCGAAGACUCCCUCGCCAUGCUCGCGCCAUUGCAGCAAUCCUACCUCGCUCGUUGUGGCGGAUCGGCUUCGUGCGAUGCGCUUAAUCUCGUCGACGUCGGCUCCGGCGCAGGCCUUCCCGGGCUGAUCCUCGCCAUUGCUCGCCCUAAUUGGAAAUUCACUCUCCUGGAAUCAAUGCAAAAACGCUGCUUGUUCUUAGAUCAUGUUGCUGGGCUGACCGGUUUGUCGAAUGUCAAUAUCGUGCGUGAAAGAGCAGAGAAUGCAGGCCAAAGUGUCGACUUCAGGGAGGUCUACGAUGUAGCAGUUGCAAGAGCAGUCGCAGAACUGAGAAUUUUAGCGGAAUACUGUCUCCCUCUUGUACGUGUCGGUGGCCUGUUUGUAGCCGCAAAAGGUUACGACCCUCAGGAAGAAAUUAGAAAUGCACAAAAUGCCAUUCGUUUGCUGGGCGGUUCCGUAAUAAGACUAUGUGAUGUGGCAUCUCUUGGGCCUUUCGGACAACGAACAGCUGUUAUCUGCUUGAAAGAUCGUGCCACACCAAGAAAAUAUCCGCGUCAUCCAGGUAUUCCCUCAAAGAUGCCAUUGUGAAAAAAGGUCAUACUAUAAAAGUUUUCCAACAUGCAGAGUUUUAGAAGGAACUUUGCAAAGUUCAAAAGAAAACUCUUUUGAAAUCACUUCUCUUUGCAGUUUUCUAAUAGUUUUAUGUCGAAAUUAUAAAAAGAAGAAAGGUUGUUGUAGUGUGAUUUUCAAUCAAAUUGUUAGUACCGGUGCAGAUUUUAUUGAUUGAUGUUCAUAUUUUCA